Messenger RNA from Didymella exigua CBS 183.55, 186 nucleotides. RefSeq lists its product as uncharacterized. The transcript is spliced from 2 exons. Bases 1 to 186 code for a protein of 61 amino acids. NCBI's taxonomy places the organism in Eukaryota, Fungi, Ascomycota, Dothideomycetes, Pleosporales, Didymellaceae. The record is from RefSeq and is a predicted model, not a curated record.
AUGUCUGCUCAAGGCUACUACAACAACGGCCCUGCGCCUCAGUACCCGCAGCAAGCCUAUCCUCCGCAAGGCCAAUACCAGCAGGGUCCUCCUACGGGCUAUCAACAAGGACCUCCGCCCAUGCAGUAUCAGCAACAACAGCCAAUGUACCAGCAGGGCCCCCCACCUAAGCAGAAGAAGGAGUGA